Penaeus vannamei (Pacific white shrimp) is the source of this 874-nucleotide messenger RNA. The record is from RefSeq and is a predicted model, not a curated record. NCBI's taxonomy places the organism in Eukaryota, Metazoa, Arthropoda, Malacostraca, Decapoda, Penaeidae.
AUGGGUAACGGUUACGGAGCUCCUCCCCCUCCAGCAACGGAUAUGGGCACCACCAACGGAUUCAAUGGAAAUGGAAACGGUAACGGAAACGGUAACGGUUACGGAGCCCCUCCUCCGCCCACCAACGGUUAUGCAGCUCCUAGGAACACCUAUGGCACGCCCAACGGCGCCUACGGAGUAGACCCUGAGAUCGCCGCUUUGGCCGAGAACAUUCCAGGGGGCGGCGUCCCCGGCGAGGACUACCCCAUCUUGGCUUCCGUGCCCGACACCGGAUUCUCCUGCGAUGACCAGGCGGUGCAAGGUUAUUACGCCGACACUGCAGCUGAAGCCGGCUGCCAGGUGUUCCAUAUCUGCCAGGACCGCGCCCUCAGGCGCCAACAGGACUCCUUCCUGUGCCCCAACGGUACCAUCUUCAACCAGCAGUACCUGGUAUGUGACUGGUGGUUCAACGUGGACUGUUCUCAAGCUGAGAGCUUCUACUCCGUCAACGAGCUCAUCGGAGUCGUUCCCGACGCCGGAUACGCCUAUGGACCCGCCACCAACGGUAACGGUAACGGUUAUGGCUCCAACGGCAACGGAAGGAAUGGAAACGGUAGGAACGGAAGCAAUGGAUACGGUUCCAACGGAAACGGAAAGAACGGAAACGGAGGCAGCAACGGCAAUGGCUACGGUGCUCCCCCUGCUCCAAGCAACGGCUACGGUGCCCCAGCUGCCCCUUCCAACUCCUAUGCAGCUCCUUUCUAAACUCGACUUACAGUCACUCCUUGUCACUUCUUGGAGACUUAAUAUAUACUCUUAGAAUCUAUUGUUCAUCUCUCUCGCUUUGCAUCUGUCGAGGUGUUUCCUACAUUACUCUGUCGACAAGAAUGUGUAA